AUGUGCCGCUACUGCCAGCUGGAUGACAGCCGCUACAUCCGCAACUGGGAUGCCAAACAGCAGCGCAUCAAGUGCAACAAGAAGGGACGCGGUGGUACAUGUCAAGGUCCGCAACUGUAUCUCAACAAAGAGCAGGCAUUCCUCGCAUCUUGGGUGAACAAGCUGCAGAUCUGCCUCGACAACAAGUUCUUAGCUGGCGCACCAGCAUCAGCUGUCCCUGCCAAGCGCACACGCUCUGAGUGCUGGGUGGAAGUGCCUGUGACGCGCCGCAAGACUUCUGCGCUGCGCACCGCUAAUGCACCAUCUGCCACACGCAUCACAGCUGAAGCUGAGCCUAACCCACUGCAUGCAAGCCCAACCGCUCAAUCAGCAUUGCUGGGAAAUUGUUUGCGCAUAUCAGACUUCAUUAAAGGUGACGGCAACUGCCAGUUCCGUGCAUGGGCGCACCUGCACUACAGCAACCAGUCACGCUUUUGGAAUGCACGUCAGGUUGCUGCAGCAUGGCUCAAGACGCACGCGCACAUUGUGCGUGAGUUCUAUGCGCCAGAGGAUCCCACUGUGCUUGACCAACACAGUCCCCUGGACCUCACCACUCGGCGCUCGUACGCAAACAUGUGCGCUGAAGUUGCAAAAGCUGGAACAUGGGGCAAUGAGUACUCACUGUUUGCGCUUGUGAAUCACUUCAAGUGUGCAGUGCGGGUGUUCAUCAAGAUGCAAGAUGGUGCGCUCAUUACGCAUGA
Molecule: messenger RNA, 740 nt
Organism: Ceraceosorus bombacis
Lineage: Eukaryota; Fungi; Basidiomycota; Exobasidiomycetes; Ceraceosorales; Ceraceosoraceae
Source: the annotation of a GenBank genome assembly